Messenger RNA from Colletotrichum gloeosporioides, 2424 nucleotides. Its product is annotated as FAD-linked oxidoreductase patO. The coding region runs from base 1 to 2424 and encodes 807 amino acids. Lineage: Eukaryota; Fungi; Ascomycota; Sordariomycetes; Glomerellales; Glomerellaceae. The record is from RefSeq and is a predicted model, not a curated record. Gene Ontology annotation, molecular function: FAD binding; oxidoreductase activity. The transcript has 9 exons.
AUGGAAUUCAAUCAAGCCAAGGUGUUUGAAGCGCUAGACGCCUAUCGCGAGCACAUCGCGUCCCAGAUUCAGAAGAACAUGGAAUUAUACGACUGGGCAGAUGAGGAGAUUAACGAUGCCCGUAUGGAAUAUCUCGAGGAACGAUUAGAAAUCGGCGAAUACAUGAAGGGCGUCAGGUUGAGUGGGCUGGACGGAACAAUCCGCCGAGACCCGGCCAACGGCGCUGGGAUCCUUGAGGCCUACGUUUCUCACAUCGAGGCGGCUUUGCGAGAAAAUUCGCCCGAGGACAUCAGACACACAAUCAAGUCCCCAGCAGAGCUCCGCGUCGUGGCCGAGGAAGUCCACGGCCUGAUUGGCCCCGGGAUGCCGUACCACAACCACCACCAGCUGACCUUUUGGUCUCUGACAAGGGAAACGAGCCGGGUCAAGACACCGGAGGAACUGGAAGACGAAACGGGCUUGAACGGCUGGGAUCCUCGAGGCUGGACGAUGGGAGGCGGGUGGAACUCGGGGGACGGACAGGACGCCUCGUGCUGCGUGGUGUACUGCCGUAAGCCGGACGAGGAUGGAUGGAAAUGGCGCAUUUCUCCUGCUGACGAUCUCCUUUCCGAGAAAUCUGGUGCCUUGCCUCAUCUCGCUGCUGCAUCUCAACCACGCCGCACCUGGCAGCUGAACACGGGCGAAGUCGCCCGGCCUGUCCUCCUCGUCUUGGGAUCUCAAAGCCCCCGACUUAAAAAGGGGAGACUCCUUCGUCUGGAUAUUCGUGUUCUCAACUCCGAAUCCUGGGCCGCGCUCAAUGAGUCUCUUGGAGGCCGACUGCUGCAGCCGGCUGCUCCAGGAGCUGUCUGCCAUCCCGGAGAACCGUCCUACGACGCCGGCCGGUGCGCCGCCGCGCAGGCCGGAUGGAGCAAGUUUGACUUCCACAAGGCCGACCCCGUCUCCGUCAUGUGGGACAACUGGAGUAAUGACACCUGCCUCCCUGACGCGGCUUAUCUGUGUCGCGCUGACGGAUACUCUGCGUUCGUCGUGAACGCGACCACGCCGGAGCAUGUCAAGUUUGGUGUCGACUUUGCGCGGGAGAAUAAUGUGAGGUUGAUCGUCAAGAGUACGGGGCACGAUUACCUCGGCCGCUCUUUUGCCCAGGGGUCUCAGUCCAUCUGGGUGCACCAUAUGCAAGAUGUGCAGUACCACGGCGCUGGGUUCCAACUUGCCGGGAGCGACAUCGCUAUCGAGGGGAACGCCGUCACCGUCGGGGGCGGCACCGAGCUGUACAACGCGCAGAAAGCCCUGGCCGAGCACGGGCAGGCCAUCGUUGGCGGCGGGUGCGGGACGGUGGGAGUCGGCGGGUUCACCCCCGGAGGCGGCCACUCGCUGCUGGGCCCGCGGUACGGCAUGGCGGCGGAUAACGUCCUGCAGAUGGAGAUCGUCUCACCCAAGGGCGAGAUCAUGACGAUCAACGAGGCGCAGAACACGGAUUUGUUCUGGGCCAUGCGCGGUGGCGGCCCCGGCACCUUUGGUGUCAUCACAUCCAUCACCUUCUUAACGCACGCCUCGCCUGCGAUCACUCACACCUUCUGGGCCAUCAGAACCGAGCCUGACGCACCUUACCUCCCCGCCCUUACCGCAUACGUCCUCUCCCAGAUGCCCGCACUCGAACGCGCCGGCAUGUCCAUGUAUUGCACCUCCUCGCGCGUGCUCAUGGACAACCCCUUCCCGGUACAAAGCCUGCCGACGCAGAUCGCAGGCAUGAUGGGCGUCGCCCUGCUGCAGGACCAGUCCAACUCAGAAGCGAUGCAGGAGCUCUGGCAGCCCAUCAACGCAACCAUCGCCGCGCGCUGGCCCGAGGCCGUGUUCGUGCUGCAGACGGAGCAGUUCGCGUCGUGGUUUGACUGGUUCGACAAGUACCGCGACGCGCGGCCCGUGGGGUACCAUCUCAUCUUCGCGUCGCGGCUGCUCGACGAGGCGGCUCUGACUGAGGACGUGGACGCGCUGGCGGCGGCGGUCGGGACGGCCACGGAGAGGGUGGGCCGCGUAACGGCGUUUUUGGUGUCGGGGAGGGGGGUGCACGAGGCGGUGCCGCGAGGGGGCGGGAAUGCGGUGCAUCCGGCUUGGAGGAGGGCAUAUGUACACGCAAUGACGACGGCUCAGUUCCCUGCCAUGAAUGCCACGGCGAAACGGGAGGCGAUUGAGCUUGUUGAUGCGGCGGCGGAGGGGUUGCGGCGGUUGGCUCCUGAUAUGGGGUCUUAUAUCAACGAGGGCUCUGUGUAUGAAAAGGACUGGCAGCAGGCCUACUGGGGUGCCAACUAUGAGCGACUAAUCGGUAUCAAGAAGACCGUCGACCCGGACGAUGUGUUCUGGUGCGAGCCGUGCGUCGGUAACGAGGGAUGGGAGGUUGUGGAUGAAGGACGGCUUUGCCGGGUCUGA